AUGAGUAUAUUUAAAUCUCCUACUUCGAUUUUAAAAAAGGCUCGCCCAAAAGCCUUACACCCAGCAUUAAACAAAGCAACUAAAGCAGAACAGCAAGGAGAUUAUGAAACAGCUAUAGUGUAUUUAAAUCAACUUUUACAACUUUAUCCCAAAAGUUAUUCGAUUUUAUGUAGAAAAGCAUUCGCAUCAUGGAAACUUGGAUCAUAUACACAAGCUUUAAAAGAUUUAGCAGUGGCAAUUAAAUUAAAACCAACGAAAACUUUAGCUUAUAAUUAUAGAGCAGAAGGAAUUCCCGGCUCGAAUUUUUCAACCUCUGUAAGAUAUAAACACUUUAAUAAAUUUAACAUGGAAUCCUCAACAUCGGCUUUUACAAAAACUGGAGACCAUAAAGUCAUUAUUGAUCGUGCUAAAGAGUUUAUGAAUAACUUUAGAGAUCCACUAAAUUUAAUCAGGUUUAAAUAUUUAGUUGAAAAUCUUGAAAUAGAGCCUUCUGCACCAUUGCUAGAACUAUUAGUUGACGCACUUUUAUUACUCAGCGAUGCCUCUUUAUUUAAUGUUAAAUGCUACACAAGAAAUACCAUUCCACAUUUAGAAUUACAUCUCAGGACUUUGGUUGCUACCUUAGAAAUAGUUUUUUAUUCUCCUAUUAUAUUAAACUGUGAGACGCGUGACAAACUCUAUAGUAAUUUGGAUAAUUUUAUUGAUAUUCACUACCGAGUAACUGAAAUGUCUAGUCAAAGGGUUAAUCAUAGUUUUAAGUCUAAAUUUAAGUUUAAAGAGGUUAAUAAUAUCUACAUGAAUUUUCCAAAUUAUAAUAUUAAUUUUUUGUUGAUUCACUUACGUGACACUUUACACAGUAUGCGUGAUGAUGAAACUCAAUUAGAUGAAUUUUUUCAACGUUUUAAAGAUGGAAUUUUAGCUCUUAUUAGUGCUGCUCCUAGAAUAUCUCCUGCGGCUGUUGGAAAUGUUCCUGCUGCACUUGUUGAUUCAUUUAUUAGUAACACUUUGCCAAGAAUUAUAAAUGUUUUCAAAGUUAAAUACCCUGCUACUUACUGGUAUCCAACUUAUCUUCUUGAAUCACUUUGGCAACAUGCUUUUAAUCAGGGAUAUGAGCAGCAGAAGCAUGAUAAUAUUUUAACGAUCCUGAAUAAUCAGAAAGCAUUUCGUGCAUUGUGGACUAGAAAAGAGCCAACUGCUCUACCAAACUCUUUGUGGUUUGGUGUAUUAGAUCUCGCCCAAAAUUUAAGUUAUAAAACUGUUCAACCUGUUAAUUUAGCUCUUUGUUAUUAUUUAGCUUUAGAAUCAUUGCAGAAGUCACAAUGCUCUUAUAUUAAUUUCAAAUCUUUAGAAGUACUUGUAUCUCUCUCUUAUCAAGAGCCUCAUUGGUUUAAAGAUAUAGUACAAGAAGAAAUUGAGAAAUUUAUUGAACCACUACCAGUAGAUGCUCGACUAAAAUUUGAAACUCUAAUUCAUGAUGUGAAUCAAAAACUUCAAUUAAAUAAUGAAUUUAUAAAACAAGUAGAUGUAAAUUAUAGCAAGAAAUCAAUAAUCAAGAAUAACGUACCAGAUAAAACGUCCAAUCCUUUGUUAGAAAUAAUUGCAGAAAAUUUUACUUGUAAAAUUACUGGACAAAUAACUGGGGAUUUUCUUAUUUUAUCAUGUUGUGGUAAUUCGAUUAGUCAUGAUGCAAUUAAAAUUAAGAUAGAAUCGGUUUAUAAUCUUAUUCAAAAUACAAUGAUGAAAGGUCUUUAUAAAAGACUAGAGAAAGAAGGAUAUUUAAAUAAUUUAAUAGAAGAACAGCAAAUAUCAACAAACAAAAUAUAUAUUGCUGAAGAUGAUUUACUUUUAAAAAUGAAUAAAAUGAAUAUAUUUGGAAUUCAUAUGUCUUCAAAAUCUAUUUCUUUUGAAAAAGGUUCGUCCAAAAGUCUUACAUCCAGCAUUAAAUAA
This is a messenger RNA of Dentiscutata erythropus, 1947 nucleotides long. The record is from the annotation of a GenBank genome assembly. NCBI's taxonomy places the organism in Eukaryota, Fungi, Glomeromycota, Glomeromycetes, Diversisporales, Gigasporaceae.